AUCUUGAUUAUCACAGCAUAAGACAAGACUCUAAAGAGAAAAUGACCUUUUAUAUAGAAUUUUUGGUAGUAGUCAUAUUUUAAUGACAUGAUGCACAUUGAAUUGGCCUUAGCCUCGACCGGAUAGAUGGGCUAUAUCAUAACCUAAUUCAUGCACAUUUCAAAAUAACAGAAUAGCUAUGGAAGAGGGAAGUGGAGUUCUUCAAAAUUCGAGAUCUGACAAACGACUGAUAGGAGGUGAAGGAACACAUGAGGAAUUUGAAGGCAACAGCAGCUUCCUACGCGUGGUGGAGACGUUGCUGCGUCUGUUCCCCAUUGUUCUCUCUGUGACGGCUCUCGUCAUCAUGCUUAAGAACUCUGAGGAGAAUGAACAUGGCUCCGUUAGCUACACCGACCUUAGCGCCUUCAGAUAUUUGGUGCAUGCCAAUGGCAUCUGUGCAGGGUAUUCUUUAUUAUCAGUGGUUUUUGUUGCUUUGCCUCGUCUUUCCAGCAGCAUGUCCAUAAAUUGGACUUUCUUUUUGCUUGACCAGGUUUUGACAUACCUAAUCCUUGCUGCUGGAGCUGCAUCAAUGGAGGUACUGUACUUGGCUGAGAAGGGAAACGCUGCAACAGCAUGGAGCUCAGCUUGCAGUGUCUUUGGUCUCUUUUGCCACAAGCUUACUGCAUCAAUAGCUAUCACAUUUGUUGCUGUUAUUUGCUAUGUCUUCCUUUCUCUCAUUUCUUCCUACAAGUUAUUCACCAAGUAUGAUGCACCAGAUAUCAGCAACAUUUCUAAGGGUGUUCACAUUUCUGCUUUUCAUGGCUAAUCCAACUCUCUGUGCUUCUCAUAUGUGUUAGUGUGGACUCAUUAAGACAUGUUUUAUAACUGUAAUUUUCUUUCCGUCAUUAUCCACAAGUAAUGAUAUGUAAUA
Molecule: messenger RNA, 910 nt
Organism: Vigna angularis (adzuki bean)
Lineage: Eukaryota; Viridiplantae; Streptophyta; Magnoliopsida; Fabales; Fabaceae
Product: CASP-like protein 2A1
Exons: 3
Coding region: 179-805 (208 amino acids)
Source: RefSeq, a predicted model, not a curated record